Messenger RNA from Mobula hypostoma (lesser devil ray), 1875 nucleotides. Its product is annotated as E3 ubiquitin-protein ligase TRIM39-like. Bases 1 to 1395 code for a protein of 464 amino acids. The record is from RefSeq and is a predicted model, not a curated record. Lineage: Eukaryota; Metazoa; Chordata; Chondrichthyes; Myliobatiformes; Myliobatidae. The transcript is spliced from 6 exons. Gene Ontology annotation, molecular function: protein binding; ubiquitin protein ligase activity; zinc ion binding. Gene Ontology annotation, biological process: protein ubiquitination. Gene Ontology annotation, cellular component: cytoplasm.
AUGGAUGUGACUUCGGAGAAAGAACUGGAAAAUAUUAUAAACGAAACGAUCUGCUCAAUCUGUCUCGAGUUUUACACGGAGCCGGUGAUGAUAGACUGUGGCCACAACUUCUGCAAACAAUGCAUCCUUGAUUACUGGGAGAAACAGAAAGGCAAUAUCACCUGCCCCAAAUGCCGGCAGCAGUUUACCCAGCCAAACACUAGGCUCAACCGCUUCGCGGCGAGCAUGGUGGAGAGCGUCCGCAAGCUGACCGCGAAGCCCAGGGAGAGCGAAGACAUCCGCUGCUCCCAGCACGACGAGAAGCUCAAGCUCUUCUGCGAGAGCGACAAAUUGGCCGUCUGCGUGGUUUGCGCCGUUUCCCAAGAGCACAAGGACCACAAGAUCAGCCCCCUGAAGGACGUGACCGAAGUCUACAGGGGAAAACUGCAGACUGCCUUGGAAUUUCUGAAUAAGCAAGUGGAUGAAAUAUCCAACUGUCAAGUCAGUCAACAGACCAACAUCGCGGAGCUGAAGAAACAAGCCGACGACAUGCGGAAGAACAUUGAGUCGGAAUUUGCCAAGCUCAGGCAGUUUCUGCGUGAGGAGGAGAAGCUGGUGAUGGGGAAGAUUAAGCAGAGGGAAGAUGGUGUCUUGCAGCAGCUGGAGGAGAACCUGAAGGCAGUGUCGGUGGAAAACGCGCUGAUGAACCAGCGAAUUUCGGAAAUUCAGAGGAGGAUGACCCUUCAGGAAGCAGAACUGCUGAAGGACAUAAAAUUGAUACUUGAAAGUGCAGAGAUGCCAUACACCAGACCCACGGAAGUACGCAUUGACCUCAGUCAACGUGAGCCCAUCGGACCUUUACAGUACACAGUGUGGAGGCGAAUGCUGAAAGUUAUCAAUCCAGUUCCAGCCUCGCUGACCCUGGACCCGCAGACGGCGCACCCCCGCCUCAUCCUGUCCGAUGAUGACACCCAGGUGAGGCGUGGUGAAUGGAGGAAGGUGCCUGACCUCCCCGAGCGCUUCAACUUUCUGCUCAGCGUAUUGGCGUCGCAGGGAUUCACCUCAGGCCGCCACUACUGGGAGAUAGAUGUGAGCAGCAACACGGCUUGGGACGUGGGCGCUGCCAAGUCCUCGGUGACCAGGAAGGCCAUUCCGCAGAAUGGCAUCUGGGCAGUGGGACUGUGGGACAAGGAGUACAGUGCCUUCACCAGUCCCCGCACCUCACUGUCGCUGGCCGAGGGCCCGAAGCGGCUGGGCAUUUACCUGGAUUACGAGGAGGGCCAGAUCUCCUUCUACAACGCCAUCACCAUGGAUCACAUCUACACCUUCUCUGACAAGUUUACCGAGGCCAUCCACCCCUACUUCAGCACAGAGUGCAAAAUCAGCCCACUGAAGCUGGUCACAGUCCAGAUCUAGAAUGAGAGCCAAUUCAGACUGAUACUCCCCAAAGGGGACACUUUCACAUGGGGAGAUAGUGGAGGGUGGUGCAGUGGGCAAAUGCACCAGAUCUACGCGCGAAAGGGGAAAGUGUGCCUUCUGGUAUUUUCAGCUGAUGGAACCGUACACCCCACCAAUGCUUCCUACUCUUUCUCAGAGCGUCCCUUGUGCUGGGACUGAACCUGCAUCCAGGAUGAGUUAGCGUUGUAUCAGUCAUUAAGAAUCCAAACACGGACGGCCCAACAUUACGACGGUUGCUGCACCCCUGGAAAAUAACCUGCAUUGUGAUCUUCUGCAGCGUGAAGGCUCACAUCUGAGCAGGCAACAGGAACCAAAAAACAAACAUAAACACAAGAGAUUCUGCAGAUGCUGGAAAUCCUUCAAUAAUUCCAAAAGACUGAAGUAGGGUAAAUACUGAAAGACUUUUAUUCACAGUAAGACGUGACCUCCAUGCUGAGU